ACACACACACACACACACACACACACUCUCUCUCUCUCUCUCUCUCUCUCUUUCUCUCUCUCUCUCCCCCUCGCAUUCUGCCUGCCGCGGCAGCCUUUUCAGGGUGACAGAGAGCAGCGCUGGCUCGUCCGCUCUCAGAGUCCCUGUGUGUUUAUGUGCGUGAGAGAGAGAGAGAGAGAGAGAGAGAGAGAGAGAGAGAGAGAGAGAGAGAGAUGGAGACCUUACAUAACAGCAGCUGUGGGAAAUACUAAACAGCCCGGCGGACCUUCACAUGCCGGACAACAAAGCGGUGGAGCGAUCGGAAGUUGGGCCCGUUUUUAUCAGCGAAUACAAACAAGAGUUGAGCACAACUUGGACAUCCGGACUCGAUCGUCGUGCAAACUGUUGCUUCUGAUAGGGGCUGUUAUUCUGGGGCGCACCGCCGCACCUCCCUGUGCCGCCUCCUCCUCCUCCUCCCCCCUCUCUGGGAGUUGGGAGACCCCGGUUUAGGAAAAGUGGAUGUGAAGGACAUGACGACGUGUGACGGCCACCAGCCCAACCAGCGGGGGGGCGUCACCUCACCGCUCCCCUCCUCACAGCGUUAGGAUGCACCGGUUCUGAUCCAGCCUCGGCGCCGCGUCUCCAUGAUCUUUCUGGAUUCAUAAAUCACACCUUUUUGUUAUUUCAACACAUCCAUUCUCCCACUGCUGCUGCCUCUGUUGGCAACAACAUGGACCAACAUAGACACACAAGCGCCAACGCUCUGCAAAAUUUUGGAGUCCUCCUCCAGAUCUUCUCGGUCAACCAUUCAAUGGCCUUUAACUGAAGUGGGAGGCAGUGAACUGAGCCGGUAUGGCGGUGCCCCUCGGCAAGCUGCACUGCCUCUUGAAGAGAGCGCAGAUGCUGCUGCUCUGCCUGGGCAUCGCCUACCUGAUGGCAGGCAGCAUCCUCCUCCUGCAGCGCUCCACCAUCCGGGCGGCUCAGCCUAACGCCCCCAGCCUUCCGCCCCUGCUGUCUCUCGUCGCGCCUCCCGCCGCCCUCGGGACGGCCGGCGUGGGCAUGAGGGCGCGCUCCAGAUGGGCCGCCGUUCAGGCCGUGUCCGGCGGGGGAGUCAAGGCCUCGCGAAGCUGGCCCGGCUCCCGCGGCCUGGGGAUCCAACACUUGCACCGCCGCUGGUUCCACAGUCUGCUGCCAGAGAGUCCGGAACAGAAAGUGUCUCAGCACAGGAGCAGCAGACACAAAGGAACCUACAUGGGCUGCUUCCUGCAUAACGCCAGCGAUCGAGCCCUGGGCGGAACCAUGCUUUAUGACUUGCGCAAAAUGACCAGCUCCCUGUGUCAGGACACCUGCUCGGAAAGUGGAUACCAGUUUGCAGGCCUGGAAUACGGUGCUGAAUGUCACUGUGGGAACCGGAUCAGCAGCCCGCAGGCUCCGGAGGAGGACUGCAGUUUGGUGUGCCGGGGCGAGAGGGGGUCUCCCUGUGGCGGCGUGGGCCGACUCUCCAUUUACAAGGUGGAGGAGCAGCUGCCAGGUCACAGAAAAUUCAGAAACGUUCACCACCGCGGCUGCUUCAAGCUGACGAACGGCACCGUCGGCGCCUUCCCCAUCCACUCCGUUCAGCCCAACCUCACCACUCAGUCCUGCGUCGAGACGUGCACCGACAAGGAGCUUCCCCUGGCUGUGUUGAAGCGACCCCACUGUUUCUGCACGUGGACGUCGUCUCUCUUCAACACCAACCAGCAGUCGGACAAGCAGCGGUGCGCCGACAGCGGCGCCCCGAACCGCACGGCGACAUCCGGGUCCACGGCCCCGCCAGAGAGCGGCCACUACCAGGUGUAUCACACUCCCGUCCUCGACUCCAGGUGCAAAGAGAGAAUGUUUCUGCCUCAGAGAUCCUCCUCCCUGGUGGCGCUCUCCAGUUUUCCGGGCGCGGGCAACACCUGGGUCCGACACCUGAUUGAGCUUGUGACCGGCUAUUACACCGGCAGCUUCUAUUUCGACGGCACCCUCUACAACAGAGGCUUCAAAGGGGAGAAGGAUUACUGGAAGAGCGGCCGCAGCGUCUGCGUGAAGACGCACGAAAGUGGCCAGAAAGAAAUCGAGAUGUUCGAUUCUGCCAUCUUGCUGAUUCGAAACCCUUACCGCUCUCUAAUAGCUGAAUUCAACCGCAAGUGCGCCGGACAUCUGGGCCACGCCACCGAGGCGCAGUGGGACAGCAAAGAGUGGCCAGAGUUUGUCUCCAGCUACGCCCCCUGGUGGGCCUCCCACGCUCUGAGCUGGCUGAAGUUUGGACAGCGCCUCCUGGUGGUGCACUACGAGGAACUGCAGAGAGCCCUGCUCCCCCAGCUGCGGCUGGUCGCUGCUUUCCUAAACGUCUCCAUUACCGAGGAGAGGCUGCUGUGCGCGCAGAGCAACCAGGACGGCCACUUCAAGCGUCCCGGAGCCCAGAGCCCCUCCUUUGACCCGUUCACUCCUGACAUGAGGCGCAUGAUCGACUCCUUCAUUCUCACGGUUGACCAGGCGCUUCAGAGCAGGAACUUCAGUGGUCUUCCACAGGAGUACCUCCCCAGAUGAUGGUGGGUAGACUCUGGAAUAACUGCGUCACUCUUGGUCUGAGAGGACGGAGGUUUGCAGCUCGUUCCAGGAAACAGGACUGGAUCGGCUGAUGAAAGUGGACCGAGUGACUCUGUGACAAGCCGGGUCACAAAACAAGCAAAAAAAAAAAAACACGACAGAAAUCCCAACGGAGAUUUUCACUCGAGAGAAGACUCGACAUGAACUGUUGACCUGAAGAAGGGUCAGGGUCAGGAGAGUUCCCCACUGCCAGACUGGAUGUGCUCAUGCAGAUUCAGCCCACAUCCCCGCGUUGGCCAACAUAUCCAGAUGUACAAACACACAGAGGAGAAAGACUGAAUUUCCUGACAGAGGAAAAGGGCUCAGAAGUGUCGCGUGUGACUGUACGGACUCUUUGAAGUCGGCCGAUCGCAAACUGUGAAUUUCUAUGGAGAUUUGAUGUCAUUAAAGAUCUGAAGCGAGAGCGACUGUGUCCACUGGCGUAUUUUAAUCGAACGACGCGACAAGGGAAGUCGGCGCUUCAUUUGCAGCUGCCACCUCUGAUGUUGAGGCUGAUGGUAGGAAGAGAACACAAAAUAAAAUUUAAGCACAAAAAGAAAACGGCAGUGUUGACUGGAAUGCUCUGCUAUUGUGGAAUAUAGCGUGGGAUGACAGUGCCACCUGCUGGCUGUGAGGUACUGCAACGGAAGAGGUGUGCCUCCAAAAAAUAAAAUAUAGUUAAAUCAAAGGCAUGAAGGGACUAAGCAAAUCCAAAUUUCUGCAAAAUGCUUUUGGCAUAUUCGGGCUGAUGAGGGAGCCAACAAAUAUAGAGCUUAACAGUUGCAAACUGACUCCAUUCAGCCUGCAAACUGCGCGCUGUCAGGAAAAUGAAUUAUUAAAACGAGCUGAAACAUUUGAAAAGUCGCUCCGGGAUGACAAGUUGCAUUUCUGGCUGUAGUUUUAUUUACUCGCCACAUAAUGACACAUAAUGAAUACAACCACAGAGCAGAGCCAAAAGCACCACUAGGAGAUUAAAAAUCCUCCAUUGUUCAGAAUGGGAACUUACAAUGUUACAGUGAAUAUGAAGAACAUCUGUCGGCCACACACCAAAGACGUUCCACCACAUCCCAAAAGUGCUCUGUUGGAUGAGAUCCGAUUGGUUGAGGCUGCUGGAGUACCUUGAACUCAAUGAAAGCAGAUGGGAGAAGAUUUAUCCUGUGUGACAUGGUCCAUUAUCCUGCUGGAAGUUGGCAUCAGAAGUGGUGGGCAGCUGAAACUGAAGACCAAUCUGAAAUUGACCAGGCUGUGUCCUUCCAAACUGUUAGCCGAGGCUCACCGAACCUUAAGAUGGACGGAGCUGAACAUCAGACAAUCCCGGAAGAAAACCUGCUCGAGGCUGCAGAAGACUUGAGAUUGUAGUGGAGCUUCACCUUGCACCAGGACAACCACCUUAAAUGUACCAUCAGAGAGCAUAAAGGUGGAAUAACAGCAAACUGCAGGAUUGGAGAGCAGUAGGAAAAUGUUUACAGGAGAAGUUCUCCAUUUGUCCUCCAGAAGCAUAAGCCUAUAGCAGCAUGACCACAGAAAUAGCUCAGGAUAACUUGAGCCAGCUGGAUCAAAAAGGAAAGUUUUAAACCCAAGUCUCCCUUAUGGGUGAAAACUGGGAGCUGAAAUGUGAGAAGUACUAUCUCUCUUUUUCGUUAUUUGUUUUAUUAUUUCGGAUCGGCCAAAGGUUUUAAGCUGCACAUUACGGACGUCCUGGAAAAGAAUUACGGUAGUCUGGCUUUGAAGUAGCAAAUGCAGGAACUAGUUUUUCAGCUUCUCUCAUGGACAGGAUAUUUCUAACCUUUCUGUCUGAAAGCUGCUAAAUCUCCUGAUCAUCAGUUCCAAAAGAACUGGAUCCACAGCACCUGAUUUCUACUUCCUCCAUCAUUUUCUCUAAAGGUGGAUUUUGCAUGUCAAACGAUGCUUCUGCGUUUUGAAAGUGCUGAUCUACGUCAGGCUUACAGGAAACAGUCCGAAGAAAGGAGAAAACGUCCAGUGAGCAGCUGUUGUCGGGUCAGGUCAAAGGUCAGAGGAGGCUGGACAGAGAAAUGAAAGACAACAGUAUCUCCAAUCACCGUGUGCUACAAGCAAGUUAUGCAGAAUACCAUCUCUAAAUGCACAACAUGUCAGAAGCAAAAUUUAAGGUGAGCUGUAUACUGGGUGGAUCCAUUCUGCUUCGUGUUAUUGGUCCACGCCACAUGGUGGUGGUGGUGUAGUGAUGUUGGCUCCCACAACGUCUGACGCCAACUCCUAAAGGUUCCUUCUCUUCAACUCUCUUAAAUCAAAUGACCAGAUCAUUGGCAGGACUCCAGAACGUCUUUGGAUGCCGGGAAGAUAAUUCAGGCAUUUGGUUCCGGUGUGUUGGACCUGAACAACAGCACCUCGAACUGCCUUGCUGCAGAAAUGUGCUAUGCAAAUAAAUUCGAUUGAGUGAUUAAAUACUGAGCAGAACCCUGAUGUUUUCUGUCCUCUGGUCCAGGACGCAAGUUUCAAGUGGAUAGGGCAACGGAGAGUUUUAUAAACUAAUGUGUCCAGGUCCAGAGAGUUCUUUUGUGUUAUUAAUUUCAGAAGUUCAGAUCUUAUUACAGACAGGAGUCACCACUGAUCCGUGACUGUAUUUCUAUAGUAAAAUGGGGAGUUUAAUUAUUAUCAGUAGAGCUUAUUCUCUUUAUCAAAACUGCAUGUUGGUGCCAUCUAGUGGCAGGCUUGUGGAACUGAAGCACAAAACUAAACGUUAGCAUCAGCCUUGGCACCAAUCUGACCUGGUUUCCUCAACAGAAAGGACUUAAAACUGCCUGUGUCUGUCUACUGAGCAUCCUGUGAGUUAUUUGUUGUGCCACGUUGUCUUUCCUUCUUGUCCUGGUUCUCGGCUGGCUGUAAAAGAAGCUAGCAACUAGAUGAAUCCUUUGACCUUGAUCUUACCUUGUCGCAGCUCUUGGCUGAUUAUGUAGAUUAUCUAGAUUAUGUAGAUCAGUCUGAAACAUUUGGGUCAUAACAUUGCAGUGUUUUAAUAUGGGUGUUGGUAUCAACUGCACAGCUCUGAUCUUAAAUCAGUCUUGGAAAGACUCCUCUGCCGGCUCUCUCUCUUUAAUAAAGUUUUUUCACGAUGGGUAUGGACUCAAACCACUGAGACUUGAGUCGAGUCAGACUCCAGUCACAAACUGAAUGGCUUUAGAUUCGACUGGAACAUCUCACUAAGAACUUUUGACUUGAACUCUUGACGUCUUCAUCCAACUAUAACUUGUUUUAAUGCGCGGUAUGUUGGUCUAGAUGAGGCAAAUAAUGAACAAGUCAAGAACUUUUUCUCUUUCUGAUGUUUUGGGCUCGCAAAAGUAUUUCGCAUUAAAAUCCAACAUAUGACUUUUGUUUUUCUUUCAGUUCACAUCGAUAAUGACGUGUUUUUCCCAUUUUCUUUUUAAACAUACACAAACUCUUCUUGUCCCAGGUGCUCAGUAUCAGCACAUUGACAUGACUUUAAAUUUUUUUGUAAAAGGAAACAAAGUAAGAUUUACCUAGGAGUUUCCUAAACCCUCCUAGGUAAAGAAUAUCCUCUCUAGCUUCUUUAGCACCUUAGCAACAUGAGCAGAGGAAUAAGAGCUCAUAUAGGGAUUGUGUCCUCUAUGACUCAACGAGACAAAUUCAAUUCAUAGCCAGGAACACAUGAAAAAGACAAUCAUUCACCUUUACACAAUUAUCUCUGCAGUCUUUGGUGCAGUUUCUUAAAAUCCUGAACUCGAAAUUGAUCAUUAUUAGUCAUUAAGUAAGCAAAAUAUAUUCAUUACAGCGACAGUAAAUCGACUCUUUCUAAAUUUGAACGGUUGGACACUUUAUCCUUGAAGUCCACAAAAGUCUCCCAGCUCGGAGCUGCCUGCCCGAGCUUCGCAUUUAAUUGACAGACGAAGAGUAAGAUGUUGGACCCAAAUCUUCCCAGACAAGAGAGACUUUGUAGAACCAAAGUUUUAACAAGCUGCUCACAGUUACUUUGCGGAGAGACGUGACUGACUGCAUGGUGGUUCCAGGUGUGACAGUUUGCUGUCUGCUGGAGGCGUCUGAAGUGAUGCAGAGGAUCCCGUCUGUGUCUGGGCCUGAAGACAGACGUGCCUGAGAGUGCGGCUGGUCGUCUGUCAUUUAGCCUGUUGGCUUUGUCGCUUUGAGGUGGCGCUCACGGUUUUUGGCAGCGGCUCGGAUUUUAUGGGGUCGGAUGGUUUUAUUUCAUCUCUGCAAAGUGAUAAACUCCACAUUCCCCACCGCCCUUAUUGCUGAUGCUUCGUUUGUCUUUAGAGAUGAAGUGCUGCCAACGUUAUUGACUUAAAUUGCGGCAAAGCACAAACGUGAGAUUUCCCAGAGGUUUUAAUAAUAUGCUUAGAGCUGGAGAUUCUGCACUUUCCGAUGUUCUGUUCUCCCUCCCAGACCAGUCUGUCGCUCUUCACUGGUUUUGCUCCCAACAGUCCAGCAGACGUUUAUUGUCGGGUCAGUUUUCCUCAGGAGUACCUCAAGGCUCUUGUCUUCUGACUUGUACUUUUUUCAUUGUAUGUACCUCCUUCUAUUUUUUUCCUUUGGAGAAGAAAAUGAUCUUUCCAUCGUUUUGUAGAUGGUUUGCAACUUCAUCGAGGCGAUUGUUCUCGGGAAAUCCGACUUGCUGCCCCAAGGCAGUAGCAGCAUUCUGCCCCUUUGAGUUCUUUUACCUGUUCAGGAGUGUUUUUUGUACCAUUUUAAUUUUGAACAGUGUGGGAGUCCGGGCUGGGUCAAUUAGCAGAUAAAACUCAGUUAUUGGAAUCUGUAAUAUUUGCUAUUGUUACUUCAGCAACUCUCUCAAUGCAGGUAUGGACAACUGUCUUCAACGUCAACCUGCAGCUUGGUGGAAAUCCUGUUGCAACCCUGCACUGGUUGCCUGUAUGGUUUUGUUUUGUUUUUUUGAGGAGGGGUGGGGAGGGGUUAAAUUAAGAUUUUAAUUUUGGUUUUAAAUAUUUAUUUCCAGUUUAGCAGGAAUAAUCUGGCUGUUUUUUUUUUUAAAUUUAUUUAUUUAUUGUGUUUGUGUCCCAAUUGGUCAUGCUUUUGUUCAUGGACCUGGUGCAAAAUGCGCAUAAACAAACACCGACUCAAUUAGCACCAGUCUGGCAGCAGGUGGUGACCAGCGCAGCCAGUGUCGUACCCACAACCACCACAAGAUGGCGCUGGAGGUUCAUUCGGAGCCCCAGCAGCCGGUCGGGCCGCGGGUUCGGUGGCUCUCAGGACUCGUUGUUUCCACGGCGGCCCUCGCUGCUCGCCGUCUGAGGAGAACAUGUGAAACCCAUUCGCAGCGCGUCGCGGACGGUCACACGUGUUCUUGUUUAUCCUCUGGAAAGCGCGGAGCUGUCAAGCCCACCUCUCGAACACAGAGGAUGAUGACGAUGACGACGAUGCGCUGUCUUCUGUUCCAGCAGCUGAUUCCAAAAGCGUCCUUGAUGUCAAGGCUGCAGCGGGCCGCGCAUCAGAGCGCUGACAGCCCGUCUGCAGGCGCCAGUGAGCCCGUGAAGGAUGGAGACAUCUGGAUGUCUGAGCUCUCCUCUCCUGGAACGCGCUGCUCAGCCUGCGUGACGGGACAUGAGGAGGUACACGCUCGCCUGGCUGCGUGGCAAAGCAUCGUUGUUGUGCGAGUGUGAAAUAAAGACGAAUCAAUAAUCUGCGGAUGAACAUUGUGUCCGUGUGGGACGCACGGGUUCAGACCGGAACUCUUUGCACUUAAAAAAAAAAUUAUUUAGCCUAUUAUUCUUUUCGCCUCUUUAGUCGCUUAAUCUCGGCCUUAAAGCUGCACUGUGCUUUUAUAAAAAUAUACUUUCUUUUUCUCUCUCUGUCUUUCUACAUAUUUGUGGAAAUAUGUAGGAAGACAGAUAUAGCCUGAGCCAGAAAAUCUGAAAAAUUCGAGCCAACUACAGACGAACCAAUCAGAGUCAGAAGGCGGGUCUUGGCGCUGUCAAUCGUGAAUGCUAAGCCUAGUUAGCGUGGACGGCGGCUAAUUGUGAGUUCUCUGUCCACCACUGGCACAUCGACCGGUGCAAACAUGAGGAUGAUCGACAGCGUCAAGACCCGCCUCCUUGGCUCUGAUUGGUUGUUUUUGGUCGGGAGCGAUCCAUUCCAUUCGCUCGGGUGGCAGUGACAGUACGGGCGGGAGAUGGAGGAGAUCAAACUUUUCGCAGAUUAUCUCUUAAAUCAUAUUGUCCUAACAUGAUUCUCAGAACUUUCCCCAGAGAUGCGGUUGCGUUCAUCGCGCCCCGUCUCGGCGCGGCGCUCCAGCUGUGCCAGGUGUUUCCUGCAGAUGACAGUGAGAGGAAGCCGAGAGGGUCGUUGGAGCGUCCUGGAUCCUGUUUCACCGAAACAGCCUUAAGCACGAGAAGUAUUUACUACUAAUACAUAUUAUUGUAUGUAUUAUUCAAGGCAGGGCAGUUGUUGCAAUUUCUUUAAUAUUCACGUGGCCCAUUUUCACAGAUAAAACUUAAAAAGAUUGUGAACAUAAUUUAUAUAAAAAAGAAAAAAAUGAAUUCAUUGAUACAGGUUGUUAAAAACAGUGGGGAAAAAAUACAUAUAUAUAAAUAUAUAUUUAUAUAUAUAUAUAGAUGGUUUCAGGUUUAAAAGUGAAAAAGAAAGCACCAUGAAAUUAUUUAUUGACUUCUUUCCUGAGUUUUAAUUGAAUGCCAUAUUGUCAAGUGCUGUCUGGUGUCUGUUAAACCCACGUUUAUUUUGUCGCUCUUUUUUAUUUAUUUCUCUAUUUUGAUUGAGCGGGGCCGGCCUGCCGGAACGCAGCGGCUGCUCCGGGUCUCUCGCUUAGUUUCUGGCCACUGAUUGUUUAAACUGUAACCUUCAGCCGCUGCCAAACGCGCCUCUUAAAAUGUCAACAGAAUUUCACGGUUGUUGCCGCUUUGAGCCAAAGUUAGUGUUUCACACUUCCAGCCGUUAGACUAUCGUUUUACGUCGUCUGCGUUGAUAAAGAAGAAGAAGAAAACAAACUGUUAAAAAUGUUCUUAAAAUAAGUUGAACAAGUUUGGUUGAGUUGGUCGUAUGUAAUUUGUUUGAAUAGAAAUGAUGGGAUUUUAAUGUGAAAUACUAAAUUAAUUGGAUUUUUGUUAAUUUCAACGGUUAAUAUUCCUGUUUAUGGAUCAUGACAAUAAAUAAAAAACAAUCUGAAACUGCCAUCAGCAAAA
Poeciliopsis prolifica (blackstripe livebearer) is the source of this 9755-nucleotide messenger RNA. It is a transcript of the gene wscd1b, whose product is annotated as WSC domain containing 1b. The record is from RefSeq and is a predicted model, not a curated record. The transcript has 11 exons. The coding region runs from base 832 to 2553 and encodes 573 amino acids. NCBI's taxonomy places the organism in Eukaryota, Metazoa, Chordata, Actinopteri, Cyprinodontiformes, Poeciliidae. Gene Ontology annotation, molecular function: sulfotransferase activity.